CGGUGGAGAGUGCACAAGCUUCUGCAGGAGACGCGAGGUUUCCAGCCUCGCUGCAGCCUGCAGAUCGGUUCUGCGCCCAGAGUGUGACCACCGCUCUCCAGACCGGUUCCUCAGGCAGUGACACCAUGCUGUCCUGCCGCCUGCAGUGCGCGCUGGCCGCGAUCUCCAUCAUCCUGGCCCUGGGAGGUGUCACCGGUGCGCCCUCGGACCCCAGGCUCCGUCAGUUUCUGCAGAAGUCUCUGGCUGCUGCUGCAGGAAAGCAGGAACUGGCCAAGUAUUUCUUGGCAGAGCUGCUGUCUGAGCCCAACCAGACUGAGAAUGAUGCCCUGGAACCUGAAGAUCUGCCCCAGGCUGCCGAGCAGGAUGAGAUGAGGCUGGAGCUGCAGAGAUCUGCAAACUCAAACCCAGCGAUGGCACCCCGAGAACGCAAAGCUGGCUGCAAGAAUUUCUUCUGGAAGACGUUCACAUCCUGUUAGCCCUUCUAAUCAUAGUUGCCUACAUCAGACCUCCCAGUCCCUCUCCUCCAAACCCCAUCUCUCUCCCCCAAAUCCCCAGAGUCCUCAGCAAGACCCUUGAAUUAGAAAUUGAAAACUGUAAAUAUAAAAUAAAAUUAUCAUGAAAUUAUGGAAAA
Molecule: messenger RNA, 631 nt
Organism: Dipodomys ordii (Ord's kangaroo rat)
Lineage: Eukaryota; Metazoa; Chordata; Mammalia; Rodentia; Heteromyidae
Gene: Sst
Product: somatostatin
Exons: 2
Coding region: 126-476 (116 amino acids)
Biological process (GO): regulation of cell migration
Cellular component (GO): extracellular region
Molecular function (GO): hormone activity
Source: RefSeq, a predicted model, not a curated record